Messenger RNA from Spodoptera frugiperda (fall armyworm), 2023 nucleotides. RefSeq names its product potassium/sodium hyperpolarization-activated cyclic nucleotide-gated channel 1-like. Bases 268 to 1974 code for a protein of 568 amino acids. The transcript has 6 exons. The record is from RefSeq and is a predicted model, not a curated record. Lineage: Eukaryota; Metazoa; Arthropoda; Insecta; Lepidoptera; Noctuidae.
CGACUAAAUUGGUUCUGGCAUUAGUGGACAAUGGUUGGCCAACCACCAACAGGUCAACGUCGAUUGUAAGUCUUACAUGAGGUCCAAACAGUAUAGUCCAACAUUAAGUGGCCAUUCUUAAAAAGGAACAAUUUUUUAUUUAUUUAUUGAACGAAUUCACAACUUCAACCAAUUUGUAUGGAUUUUAAGAACUCAAUCUCAUUUUCUCUUUUAAAUGAAACUUUUCUAUUAACCUUUUUAAGGCUUUUCGACAUUUGUCUGCGGUAAAUGAAAAUCCUAUUCUCAUUGACAUCUCGUCGUUCAACAUCUGUCACAUUUGUUAUAAGAUUAAUUCGAUUAUUAUUUCUAUUAUAUAAGUUAAGAUUAGUACAUACAAGAAUGUACGGAGACGGCAAGCAUGUUUGUACAAUUUCACACACGUCUGAAUGUGCGGAUGUGCCGCCGACUGCAAACUUUUUUCAAAGACAGCGCUGCGUGGUGCGCGGGUUGGUCCGUCCGUGCGCGUGGCACCACGGGUCCACGCUGUUCAUCCGCAGCCUCAAGCGCCUGCACAAGGAGCGCGAGCGGCACGUGUCCUGCGUCUGGCACCCCUACAGCCCCAUCAAGUACUACUGGGACUGCAUGCAACUCUUCUUCGUAUUCGCCGUCUUCCUCUACAUGCCCGUGCAAGUCUUCAUCACAUGUCCGAAUUAUUACGACCCGUUCAUUUUGUUCACUGACGCACUGGCUUUCCUCAACGUUUGCUCCCUGUUCGUGACUGGCUAUCUCGAACACGAACACAAAGUUAUCAUCCUAGAUCCAAAAAUGAUAGCGAUACACUACCUGAAGACAAACUUCAUAACAGAUUUCAUUGGGUGUUUACCUUUACAGCUAAUCGAGCCAUUUAAAGAGUGCGAGUACCCGACUCAUACAAUCAUGUUCCUAUUUAAGCUCCUCAGAAGUACAUCCCUGAACGCACAAUGGAAAAACGUUAUAGGUCAGUUCCAGCUGUCGUACAUCAACUACGUGGCGUUGAAGAUAUUUGUGAUGUUGAUCAUGUUCUUCCACUGGAUGACUUACAUACAUUACCAAGUACCAAUAUUUUGCUAUCAUCUGUAUGAAAAGACUGACGCUUUCAUAGCGUGGCUGAAGCGGUUUCACAUCAUGAAGCACGAGGAGGCAGAGCAUUCAUUAUUUCAGAAGUACAGCACGAACUUUUAUUUAGUAUGCGGGCUGUGCAUCGGCGCGGGGUACUACACCCCGCUGGACACGCACUUCGUGCCCGAGCUGUUGCUGUCGUCGGGCAUGGGCCUGCUGGGCCUACUGUUCCUCACGUACGCCUUCUCCGCGCUCCUCCGCCUGGCGAUAUAUCACCAGUUCGAAACUUACUGCUUCAGUGGCAAGGCCAGAGAAUUAGAGGAGUACAUGGUGUUCAUGCGGUUGCCGAAGUAUUUGAAGAGAAAGAUCAGAUUGUUUAUUAACUACAAGUUCAACGAGCACUUCUUCCACGAGGAGGCGAUCAAGAACACGAUCAACGAGCAGAUCCGGCAGGACAUCAACAUGCACUGCUGCCAGCGCCUCGUCAUGAACGUGCCGAUGUUCCAGGACAUGCCCGUCGCACUCAUCAACUCCAUUAUAUUCAGUUUGAAGCAAGUCUUGUACAUGCCUGGCCAGAUCAUAGUAGAGUUCAACAAGCCUGGCGAGUCCAUACACUUGAUAUCUUCAGGAACUGUGGCAGUUAUGGAUGCCACGGGAAGAGAGGUGGCGCAUCUACGAGAUGGAGCGUUCUUUGGUGAGAAUGCUUUGCUAUCGCCCGGUAUACUACGCACUGCUACCAUCAUCGCGCUCGAGAUCACAGAGAUUUAUAAACUGGACAGUCCGUCGUUCCUGGCGUGCCUGCAGCCGUACCCGCACCUGAAGCGGCGCAUGGACGACGCGGCCUCGCGCCGACCGCUGCGACACGCGCGCCCACGGCACAAGCCGCCCAGCAACUAGCGGGGCCACAGACAUCAGGCGCGGCACAACUUGUGGGACAUCAUGAAUA